AUGGAUUUAUUUUAUCAAGCUCUUAGUUAUUACAACAGAAAUAAAUUAGAAGAAUGUAUUAAAAAUUGUACGGAUUUGUUAAAAAAAAAUGCUUAUGAUCAAGCAGCUUGGAUAUUGAAAAUGAAAGCUUAUACAAAAUCCGUUUACAUUGAUGACAUUGAAAAUGAAGAAGAAACGCUUGCAGAUGAAUUCUUAGAUGAUAACGUGAUUGCAGAAGCAGCAAGAAUAGGGACAUCCCUGAGAAAUAUCAAACCUGAAAGUACCAGUAGGCCAAAAACCGAAGUCGGUCACCUUGUAACCGGAGUUGUUCGAACGAAUUUACGUUCAGCGCAUAGUAGAACAAUGGAACAAGGUUUAAAAUCGGCUAGAAGAAGUAGAUCAUCAAGACCAAUAACAAGUCAAAGUGGAAGAUACAUUAGGAUGGGUACGAGUUCAAUGUUAUCCGAAGAAGAAGGUCCUUUCAUUGAAAUAAACAAAAUUAAUUUAGUUAAAUAUGGAACCGAAAUAAGUGGAAAAUAUUUAUUUGAAUAUCUUUACUAUCAUGAAAAUGAUAUUCAAAACGCCAUGCAACUUGCACUUGAAUCAGCAAAAGCAACAGAAUUUAAAGAUUGGUGGUGGAUUUCGCAAAUGGGAAAAUGUUAUUAUAAAUUAGGUCUUUACAGAGAAGCAGAACAACAUUUUAGAUCGGCAUUAAAACAACAUGUCAACGUAGAUAUUUUUCUCAGAUUAAUUUUAAUUUAUAAAAAACUGGAUCAACCAUUGAACGCACUAGACGUUUGUCAACGUGCAUCAAAAAUUUUUCCAGACGAAACAUCGUAUACAAUCGAAGCAGCAAGAUUGUACGAGGCUUUAAAUAAAAUUCCAGCAUCCAUAAAUUGUUAUAGAAAUGUCAUUUUAAAAGAUGCAUCAAAUAUCGAAGCCAUCGCAUGCGUCGGUCUUCAUUAUUUUUAUGGAGAUCAACCGGAAAUAGCUCUUCGUUUUUACAAGAGAUUGCUUCAAAUGGGUCUCAUCAAUGCCGAAAUAAUGAAUAAUAUGGGUCUUUGCUGUUUUUAUUCCCAACAAUUUGAAAUUGCUCUGCCAUGUUUCAAAAGAGCUUUGGCUCUUUCAAAUAAUGAAAAUGCUCCUAAUAUCUGGUACAAUUUAUCGCACAUAGCUAUAGGAAUAGGCGAUAUAAAUUUAGCACGAAAUUGUUUACGUUUAUGCUUGUCGAUUGAUGGAAAUCACGCUCCGGCAUUAAAUAAUUUAGGAGUUUUAGAAAUAAAAAAAAAUAAUUUGUCAUAUGCAAAUGCAUUUUUAACGUCUUCGAUAAGACAAGCACCAUUUUUAUUCGAACCACAUUUUAAUCAUUCAAAACUUGCUCAUCAGUGUGGAGAUUUACAAACGAGUUACAUAAGUGCACAAAAAGCAUUGGAAUUAUCACCAUCGAAUUUACAUUCGUCCGAUUUGCUCAACACUCUGAAAAAACAUUUUAUGCAAAUUUAA
Molecule: messenger RNA, 1482 nt
Organism: Pediculus humanus corporis (human body louse)
Lineage: Eukaryota; Metazoa; Arthropoda; Insecta; Psocodea; Pediculidae
Product: tetratricopeptide repeat protein, putative
Exons: 9
Coding region: 1-1482 (493 amino acids)
Biological process (GO): non-motile cilium assembly
Cellular component (GO): BBSome; non-motile cilium; ciliary basal body
Molecular function (GO): protein binding
Source: RefSeq, a predicted model, not a curated record